This is a messenger RNA of Pecten maximus, 3077 nucleotides long. Its product is annotated as probable NADH dehydrogenase. Gene Ontology annotation, molecular function: NADH dehydrogenase activity. The record is from RefSeq and is a predicted model, not a curated record. Bases 420 to 1841 code for a protein of 473 amino acids. NCBI's taxonomy places the organism in Eukaryota, Metazoa, Mollusca, Bivalvia, Pectinida, Pectinidae. The transcript is spliced from 9 exons.
ACAUUUUAUCGAAAGUUAUUUAAGCAAUCUUCUAGGCGAUAAGUUUGAGAUGGACAUUUUGAAAAUUGCUCCAGUGUAAUAAAAAGAACAAAGAAAAAUGCACAAUCUGCAUUAAAAAAAUUACAUUACUUUGUAGAUUAUGAUUUCCUGGGACUCCGAAAAUAUUUGCAAAACAAAAUGAUGUGAAAAGAUAAUUCAUCCUGCUUCGACAACUUCAUCUCAGUAUUUAAGUGACAAGAAGUUAUGAAAUUUAACGUUUAGUGGAAGGACUUCAGGAAAAGGUAAAAUAUGGUCACCUGGAUGCUGGAAGUGAUGCACUAAUUUCAGGUGUGUGUGCAAAGUGAAGAUUAAUCAUUGAUUUGUGGACGAGAAAGGAUUGCUUCAAAAUUGUUAUUUGGUGUGGAAAUAUUCUCAUCACCAUGACAACCAAAAUAUUUCAAAGACAAGUAUUGCAAAUAUGGAAACCAGGACGAUUGCAAAAUAUACAUAAAUCAGCAUUGUGUUUUACAUCAAGGCAAAAUUCAAGUCUCACAGCUAACACACAAACUUGCCAAGGCCAGAGUUUUUCUCCUGAUUCCCAGGUGAGGGGGUACUCCUCCUCAACUGGAAGACAGAAGUUAGUGAUCCUAGGGUCAGGAUGGGGCAGUUAUUCUGUCCUUAAAACCAUUGACAAGAAAAAGUUUGAUGUUGUGGUUGUUAGUCCACGGAACCACUUCCUGUUCACGCCUCUCUUGGCAAGUACCACUGUUGGGACAUUGGAGUUCAGAUCUAUAAUUGAGCCGGUGAGGAACACAGGAUUCAGACAGACAGAUCAUUUCCAUCUGUCCUAUGCUGAGAGUUUAGAUAUGAAGAAGAAGUUAAUAAGAUGUGAGAGUGUCCUGGACUCCAGUAUCAAGUAUGACCUGGAGUAUGACAAACUUGUCAUUGGUGUCGGAGCGCUUAGCAACACAUUUAACAUACCAGGGGUCAGGGAAAAUUCUUUCUUCCUCAAGGAAGUGGCAGAUGCCAGAAAGAUACGGAACCGGAUUCUGUCGAACUUCGAGUUGUCUAUACAACCUGGUAUUACUUAUGAGGAGGCUAAGAGACUUUUACACUUCGUUAUUGUUGGAGGUGGACCAACUGGGGUGGAGUUUGGAGCAGAGUUGUAUGACUUUGUGGAACAGGAUGUGUCUAGACUGUACAAACAGAAGCAGUAUGAGGUUAGGGUCACACUCAUUGAAUCCAACCAGAUCCUUGGCUCUUUUGAUGAACGUCUCAGAAAUUAUGCAGAAAAGAAGAUUAGAGAGCGAAACAGGUUUACCCUGUUACAGUCCGCUGUCACUGAGGUUAAGUCAGACCGGGUGGUCCUGAAGGAUGGUAGUACUCUGCCAUGUGGUUUGGUGGUUUGGAGCACGGGCGUGGCUCCUAGACCUUUUGUAAAGUCGCUGGAUGUCCCUAAAAAUAAACAGGGACAGAUUCUGACGGACGAGUACCUGAAUGUAUUGGGUGAUUCCACUGGGAGUGUGUUUGCCCUAGGUGACUGUGCUGAUAUAGAAACAAUGCCCCUCCCGUGUACAGCACAGGUUGCUGAGAGGGAAGGAAGAUACCUAGCUAAACAGCUAAUUACAGGAGAUCCCAAAUCUGAGCCUUUCAAGUUCCAGAGCAUGGGAAUGCUGGCGUAUAUUGGUCGGUACCAAGGUCUGACAGAUGUCCCACAGGUCAAGAUGCAAGGAUUCACUUCCUGGUUACUUUGGCGCUCUGCCUAUCUCACUCGUCUGGGAAGCUGGAGGCUGAGGAUGCAGGUACCACUGGAUUGGUUAAAAACCAUUCUGUAUGGACGGGAUGUGUCUCGAUUCGAGUGAAUAUUUCAAGUUCUAUUGAAAGCCAUCAGGAAUGUAUGGAUGAAAUGUCUCUUGAAUCUCAUGAAAAUUUCUCAUUCAGUAGAAAGUCAGCAAUUCUUUAUGGAUGGGAUAUGUCUUGAUUGGAAUGAACAUUAAUUUCUAAUUCUUAAAAAAAGCUGUCAUGAAUGUAUGGACAGAAUGCAUCCCAGUUUGAAUGAACAUUUCUCGUUCAAUAGAAAGACCUUCAAUUCUUUAUGGAGGGGAUGUGUCUUGAUUCAAGUGAGAACUUUUGAAACGGAUUGCUGUACAGUAGAAAUAUCAUGGAUUAGAAUUCCUUAGAGUUUUUCUGUGAACACAGUGAAUCAGAUAUAUUCACAGCUCGUUGUGUUGAACAUACCUCUGUAACUGUACCUGGUAGCUAUCAUAACUAUAAUUAUUAAUGAACCAAGUUCAUGUAAUUUGAAAAAUCAUUCAAGUUGAUUCAAGGGUCUUUUUUUAAGGGAUUUGGAUCCAUUAAUAUUCGGAAUAUUGUGAUGUUGUAAAGUGUUUCAGGGUGUAAAGCAGAGUUAAUGGCUGAUGUUCCCAGUGUGAAUGAUCAAAAGUGUGUGUAGUAGGUAGUCCUCAGGAAUAUUAAUAUUUGAGUCUCUGAUUUUUUUCUAUACCAAAAUAUGUUUUUCAUGUCUCUAUAUAAUAAUUCAUGGAUAAUAUGAAAUUAUGAGUUCACUCAAAAUAUAAGUGCUUGUUAUUUAUGCAAUGAUGUCGUAUCCAUUGUUGUUUUUUGUCAACAUUUCCUUACAAUAAUUGUUUCUACAGAACCACAAUACCAAGGACCAUGAUAUUGUUUGUUGUAGCAUUUUCUAACUCCUUUAGAUAAUUAUGCAAGAAAAAGAAGGAAUAAAUUGUAAGAUUAAAAUUGUAAACCUACUUACAUAUUACUAAGGAGGGGAGAGGAGCCAACGUCAGAUGGAAAUCAGUGGGUCUUCUAAGUGUGGAAAUUCGCGUUGAGUAUGGAUACCUUAAAAGGUAUGCUGGACAGUUCAAGCAAAUAGACUAAUUAUAAACAAGGGAAAAUAACCGCAACAUACUCACGCUUAACCGAUAAGUGGAGAUUUUAUUGGACUACUAGUUUCGACCCUAUCGCAGGGUCUUCAUCAGGACAAUUUUUUCAUAAAAGUUUCCCAAUAUUCGAUUGUUAAAUAUGAUGUAAUACUAAUAGUAAAUAAAGGGCAGAUAAUUGCCUUAUGUUUAUACCUUUAA